AACGUCCAGGAUUGAGCACGUUGGGAUUUAUCAGGCGAGACUAUGCUCGGAUAAGAUUUUUUGCCCAACCUGCCGUCACUUCCAAACAAGACAUUUAGAGAAGAGGAGAUCUCUACUGUUAUGAUUAGCCCAGCUGAUAAAGACGGGAAAUGCGGAGUCGAUGGCGAUAUACACUAGAGAUGAUGGCUGCCUAGCCCACCUAUACAUCUUGAACCAUACUUGACCUCCUAGAUCCCUACAGGUCACACAGCAACGAGGAUCUCCUCAGCAAUGGCUCAAGUUGAGACGAUCAAAUCCACAGGUGCAGAAGCUUCCAACAUCGUGGAGCCUGUCAAUCCUUCUCAGCAUGCAGACACCAACACACAAAGCAGUCCACCUCGUCUCGAGCCGCUUGAGGUAGAGGAAUCGUCACAGAAUGAAGAGAGGGUAUAUCCGACAGGCGUCAAAUUACUGUCUAUCCUGCUCGCAUUAGGACUCAGUCUCAUCCUUACAUCCUUAGAUACCGCUGUUAUUGCCACGGCUAUACCGAGCAUAACAAAUCACUUCAAAACAAUUGCUGAUGUGGGCUGGUAUAGCUCUGGAUACCGGUUGACGUCCUGCUCAUUCCAAUUCAUGUUUGGGAAGCUAUAUACGGUCUUCUCGAUCAAGAAAGUCUUCCUCAUCGCUGUUUGUAUUUUCGAACUUGGUUCUCUGCUCUGCGGCAUUGCGCCGACUUCGGCAGCUUUGAUUUUUGGGCGUGUGAUAUCGGGUCUCGGGGCUGCGGGUAUAAUCUCUGGCGUUUUCACAAUUCUUGCUCAAACAAUUCCUCUUCGGACACGAUCAUUCUAUGCUGCGUCCUUCGCCGCCAUCGAGAUGAUUUCGGACAUUGCAGGGCCACUCGUUGGUGGUGUGCUCACAGAAAAGCUGUCUUGGCGCUGGUGUUUCUACAUCAUUCUUCCCAUGGGAGCGAUUACUUUUCUCUUUGUGCUCAUCUUUUUCGACAAUCCCCGCGUAAACGCCGAUACGUCGCUUCCAUUGAAGGAAAAGGUAUCAAGAUUAGAUCUCUUAAGCUCAGCCAUUUUCGUACCGUCUGUUGUUUGCUUGUUACUGGCUCUUCAAUGGGGUGGUACAAAGUAUGGCUGGACAGAUGUUCGUAUUAUUUGCCUUUUUGUCAUCUUCGCAAUACUGUUGGGCGCGUUCGCUUGGUUACAGAAGCGACGACAGGACAGAGCCAUCUUACCCCCGCGGAUCAUCCUCAGGAGAAGCAUACUCGCGGGCAUGUGGUUCAGCUUCUUCAACAAUGCUGCAUUGAACGUAUUUUAUUUCUAUUUGCCGAUAUACUUCCAGGCCGUCAAACGAGUCUCUGCUGCUAAAUCCGGCAUUAUGACCAUUCCAAUGAUUGGUGCUUCAAUGGUUGCCUUUGUGCUUGGUGGAUCAGGAGUCUCCCUUACUGGAUUUUACACUCCGUUUAUGAUCGCUACGAGCUUGCUAACUCCCAUCUCUGCGGGCCUUUUCACAACACUCAAAAUCAAUGCCCCUCCGGCGGAUUCUAUAGGGUAUCAACUGCUUUUGGGAUUCGGUGGAGCUUUAGGAUUCCAAGCUCCCCAAAUAGCUGCACAGACGAUUCUUGCACAGAGCGAUGUGCCGAUGGGCAUUGCUGUCGUCGUGUUUGCCCAAGCCUUAGGACCGGCACUCUCUGUUCCCCUAGCUCAGACAAUUUUUACCAGUCGUCUAGCCUCGGCGUUGGAGAACGUCAACCCUCCAUUAAAUGCUACCGCGCUGGAUUCCAUGGGUCUUUCAGAUUUAAGUAAAUACAUCAGUAAGGAGGAGAUUGUCAGCGUCCUGGAAGGCUACGACAAGUCUAUAACACAAACAUUCUAUCUUCCGCUAGCCUUGACAUGUCUCACACUCAUCGGAUCUCUGGCAAUGGAGUGGCGCUCGGUCAAGCAAAAGACGAACUGACCUGACGGAUUACACGACUCACAUCUCUCGCAAAAAUACCACUGCGCAUAGUUCAUCAAGCUAAUGCUGAAAUACUUAAUAUUUACAUCAUCAUACGUUCGAAGAGGUGCUAAUCAUGGAAUAUAGCUUUUGACUUGGAAGCCAGGUGGUAGACUCUCUUGAUCAGACAGUAAACCAUUUCACCCAAAAUACCAAGACG
Molecule: messenger RNA, 2140 nt
Organism: Xylona heveae TC161
Lineage: Eukaryota; Fungi; Ascomycota; Xylonomycetes; Xylonales; Xylonaceae
Product: permease of the major facilitator superfamily
Exons: 5
Coding region: 271-1941 (556 amino acids)
Biological process (GO): transmembrane transport
Molecular function (GO): transmembrane transporter activity
Source: RefSeq, a predicted model, not a curated record